GCUGCAUGAUCAACUGAUGGACACACAGAAGCUCACUGGCUUUCUCUUUCACUGCUCUAAAUCCCAUCUUUUCCGGGUGUUUUGGGGGUUUCCCUUGUGUUUUCUUGCUUGACUUCAUUUUCGAGGUGAAGCAAAAGUCUUAAGCGUGGUCUUUUUUUCCCACCUCCCUCACUUUCUUGGAGUUUCUGUUUCCUUCAUUUGGGAUUUUUCCUCCCUUUUUAAAAAAAAAUUCCAGCCUGAUCGCCUGCUCUUCUGUGUGUACAUCAACCCUUCCUUUCCCCCUGCUCUCCUUUUCCUCCCAUUUUCCUCCGUUCCUCAUCUCCUCGUGUGUCGUUUUUGGGCUAUGCUCUCCUCACCCACUGUGAUCCUCCAGCCUUAUGGACUCCCCGUCUACCCACAGGCAACCACAUGCUACCCCAGCAUAGUUCAGGGGGCCCCCACUCAGGAGGCUGCCCCAGGCAGCGCAGACCCUGCCCUGCCUCAGGUCUAUGCCCCGCCUCCCUCUUACCCCCCACCAGGUCAAGGUCCCCCAACAUCCGCCAGCAGACUGGCAACUCUCGACUUUAGCUCUGCACAUCCGAGCUCAGAGUACCAGGAACAUCCCCAGCUCAGAGUCUAUCAGGGCCCUCAGCACGAUGGGGGCGACUCUCUGACAUCUGGCAACACGGAGGACUCUUUGGUCCCCGUGACCUCUGACCCCCAGUCUCUCAGUGUGUCCGUGUCAUCGGGGGGCGGGGCAGGAAGCGGUAGCGAGGAAGAGGGGUCAGGUAAAACCCAACCGAAACGCCUCCAUGUCUCGAACAUCCCCUUUCGCUUUAGAGACCCAGACCUCCGCCAGAUGUUUGGGCAAUUUGGCAAGAUCCUCGAUGUAGAGAUUAUCUUCAAUGAGAGGGGGUCAAAGGGCUUUGGAUUCGUCACUUUCGAGAAUGCUACCGAGGCUGACAGAGCAAGAGAAAAGCUGAACGGGACAAUUGUGGAAGGGAGGAAGAUCGAGGUUAAUAAUGCCACUGCACGAGUAGUUACCAAGAAACCCCAAGCGCCUCUCGUGAACGGUGAAAUCUCAACUUCCGGUUGGAAGAUCAACCCAGUCAUGGGGGCCAUGUACGCACCUGAGCUCUAUACAGUUGCCAGUUUUCCGUACCCUGUAGCGACUCCUACGCUGGCCUACCGCGGUUCAGCGCUGCGUGGUCGGGGUCGAGCUGUCUACAACACAAUUCGCUCCACUGCAACCACACCUGCUGCUGUCCCCACCUACCCUGGGGUUGUGUAUCAGGAUGGACUGUAUGGAGCAGAAGUCUAUGGCGGAUACCCUGCAGCAUACAGAGUGGCUCAGUCAGCAUCUGCUGCCACAGCGACCUACAGUGAUGGAUAUGGACGGGUUUACGCUCCAGAGGCCUAUCACCACUCAGUCGGACCAACAACGUAUGGGGUCGGUACAAUGGCCAGUUUGUACAGAGGAGGAUACAACCGCUUCACCCCCUACUGAGGCCCGGUGAAGGGCGGGGUCGUCGGGCAUCUCUGUUGAACUUUGGGACACUGCAGGGCAGAUUACAAUAAUCCUUAAAAACAACCUCGGAAAUGUGGCACACGUGGUGUCACCUCCUGUCUCCAUCACAACCUCUCUUCGGGAGACUAAACAGACUGAAGGUUAAAAUACUGUAGGACCCACUUACCAUCCGCUCUGCUGGAGAAUACAUAGGAGACGCUGUCGCUUGAAACCUUUUAAUGCUUUGCUUUUUUUUUUUUUUGGAUAAGUGGUUAAAAAAAUACUGUGAGAUUCUUGUGUUUAAUAAUUUGGGAUUUUUUUUCAGGGGUCAAACUGUGCAAAAAACAUUUUGUACAAUUUUAAAUGAUUUAUUUUUGUUGGCAUUUAUCUACUGAGUGUGUGUGUGUGUGUGUGUGUGUGUGUGUGCGCGUGUGGGAAUGUCUGUGAGUUUCAACAUCAAGAGAGCGAUUUGGCUGCGACACUGAUAUUGCAACUAAAAGCACAGAAAUAAUGUUUAUCAGCUGGACUUAUUUUUAUUUCUAACAAUCUACCUCUAAAUCUACAUGUUUAGCUUUUCAUACAGCCGUUACAUUUAAUCCUUGUUUGCAGUUUCUUGAGUCCUUUCCUACCUUUCUGUUCAUAAAUACUAACACAGUGUAGUUUCUGUUUUCUGGCUUCACUCCUUGCUACCUUGCUUGAGCUUUGAUGACCGGAGGGUCACUGUCCUGUAUUUUCUCCCUCUUUUCUCCUUCAUUACUGCUAAAUGACUUCUUUUCUUGUAUCAGUUAGUUCUUCUUGGCUUUGUUUUACUCUAUUCUGCUUUGUUUGAUGUUUACCUCUGAAUAAAUCAGACUUUUUUCUCCUCUAUCUCUUCUGUUCUUUAUUCUGCUUCUCCUCACUCCCUGGGUUUCUGGUUUUUCUUCUGUGGCAACGCAACAUUACAUUGACAAGGCUAUAGAAAAAAAAAACCCAAACAAACCCUUCUUUUAUUUUCUUUGUGUGAUUUCACUGCUUACUGUUUAGUUGCAUCAUUCUCAUAUUUUUCCCUCCUCCUUCUAACACUCAGUGCCAGUAUUCAUGCUCUACAUGUAUGAAAACCAUCCUGGGCCUGUUUUCUAUUUUCUGCACAUUCUAAACUUCCAGAUUAUUGGCCUUUGUUUCAUUUCCUUUGUAAGUUUCACCUCAUGUGAUAGAUCAGCAAUGCAUUUUAAUCUUUUCUUAUUAAGUCUUAUAAGUGUUUUAUGCAACAACUUCUUUACUCCACGUUUGUUUCCUCGUGUGAAUUUCUUCUGUACCGUUUCGCUGCUCUGCUUCUGCCUUUUUUCUUCUUAGUAGCAUUUCUUUUAGCGUUUAGUCUUUUUCGUUUGCCAGCUUUCUUGCUAUUUUUAAACUGAACUGUCCUUUGCCAUUAUAUGCCUUUUGCUGUUUGCAUGACAAAAUGAUUUUUUUUCCUGCUGCACUUUCUACAUCUUUAACCUUCCACACUAACUUUUUUCCAGCUGCUCUCAAGGAUUUUUAAUCUGUGUUGGUUAAAGUAAAAACUAUCACCAUAUGAAUGAACAUUAAACCAUCGUGCUUCGUCUGCUAGCUGAUCUGCUUUAUCACAGAUGCCAUCAUUCAACAUCUUCAUAAUAAACUGUUUGCAAGCAA
Maylandia zebra (zebra mbuna) is the source of this 3136-nucleotide messenger RNA. It is a transcript of the gene rbfox1l, whose product is annotated as RNA binding fox-1 homolog 1, like. The record is from RefSeq and is a predicted model, not a curated record. Gene Ontology annotation, cellular component: nucleus; cytoplasm. Gene Ontology annotation, molecular function: mRNA binding. Lineage: Eukaryota; Metazoa; Chordata; Actinopteri; Cichliformes; Cichlidae. Gene Ontology annotation, biological process: nervous system development; regulation of alternative mRNA splicing, via spliceosome.